AUGGGCUGCUGUUGCAGAGGCCAGGCCAGACUGUCAGCUUUGGUUAAAGCAGGUGAGCACACUGAGCUCAGGCUGCAGGAGAGCUCUUAUGAGCUUUAAUCGCUCUGGCCUUAUUCACGCUGAAUGGAUGCAGCGACAGCCCUGCUGUGGUUCAGAGACUCAGGACACUUCCCCAUGCACAACAGAGCAGUGAAGCAGGCAAGGUAGUUCAUCACCAUGGCAUCAGAUGCCAGUUCCAUGCUGGAGGCAGCCUUGGAGCAAAUGGAUGACAUUAUAGCGGGCUCCAAGGCUGUGGUGCCAGUGGGUGUAGCAAGCCAUGCCCUGGUUCCACUGCCUUCUGAGGACUGUUGCCCCUCAGCGAGGGUCUUGCAGCUGGCUGAGGAGCUGAAAGGUGCUCUAGAUGGUCAAGAGGACAAGGACUCUCUGAGGAGACAGGUUCCCUCCACCACAGCACACACUCUCCUACUGUGGCUGGACAAAAGCCUGGUCAACCUGCGGGCACUCGGAAACAAUGAGAGCUAUCAAGAGCGGCUGUCUCGACUAGAGGGAGAUAAAGAAUCUCUAGUGCUGCAGGUGAGUGUGUUGACAGACCAAGUGGAGGCUCAGGGAGAGAAGAUCAGAGACUUGGAGAGUUCUUUGGAGGAGCUCCAGCACAAGCUCAACUCCACAGAAGAAAUGCUACAACAGGAGCUUCUGAGCAGAACGUCUCUUGAGUCCCAGAAACUGGAUCUAAUGGAUGAGGUUUCUUAUCUGAAACUGAAGCUGGUGGGCAUGGAAGAGAGACAGAACCACAACGUAGAGAGACAACACAAAGCUGAGGGUUUGCUCCAGGAACUGAGGUUGCUCAAAAAUAAAGUCGAUGAGCUUGAGGAUGAGAAGUCCCAGUAUGAGAGGAAGCUCAAAGCUACGAAGUUGUCUAUCUCUUACUCUCUUCACGUAUGUUACCAGUCUCUGGUGACUCAAUUGUCUAAUCUGAGGCUGACGGUGGAGCAGCUGCAGGUGGAGAGGCAGCAGUGGGAGGAGCGCAGCAGAAGCCUGCAGGCGGAGAUCUCGAGCCUACAGCAGCUGCUGCAGUGUAAGAAUGCUGAGAUUGAGAACCUUCAGGCCCAGCUGCUCUCCAAAGCGCCUGUGUCUGUGGACAGUGCAGAGAGAGAGGAGAUAUACAGGAGAAGGCUCAACACUAAACAUCAGGAGUUACAAAAGCUAAAAACAGGAAUGGAAUUAUUAAUCGCUGCCAAUGAUGAAAAGGAUCGGCGUAUAGAAGAACUCUCCCUCCUCCUGAGCCACUGCAGGCAGUUCAGAGAUGGCAUGACCUUGGUUCAGCCCUCAGCAACGAUAUCUCAACAAGGCAGCAGUGAGGAAGAGGAGCCGAGCGGAGGAGUGAGGAUGAAGGCUCUGACUGUUAAGCCUCACACUGAGCUGACAUCCAGUGCUUCUUCUCCACUUCUUGCGUCCACACUGUCCAGUCAGAAAGAGACAGAAACCAGGCCACAUACAAAACCGCUCUCCUGCAGCAUGGAAGACUUGAAAGGUGGAGCAUCACAAAAGACUCCUGUGGAAGUCGUUUCUUCAGAGGAGAAUCAGAACUCAGACUCCAAACAGCAGACUGGGAAAUCCUCUCUAACAGAGGCUGGGAAGAGCGAUAGCUCAGAAGCAAGGUCUCGAGAAGGGAGUGAGGACGGAGACCUCAACCUGCGUCGCUGCAGGAGUGCAAGCGCUCCAGUUUUAGGAAAGACAGAGAGGAUGGAGGACACAAACACAUCAGAUCUUUCGCCAGUGUCAUCUGGAGUGGAUUCUGGACAGCAGUCUCCUGUCUCACAGGAAAAUCUGAAGAACAACAAGAGCAUACGCAAGCUGUGGGGAAAGAUCAGGAGGACUCAGUCAGGGGGUCUGCAGGGAGAUGACCUAGAGCCCACUGAAUUCAGGAGGGGGGGCUUCAGAGCAACAGCUGGACCCAGACUGGCCCGGACACCGGACUCGGGCCGCUCAGUCCGGGAUAUGUCAAUGCCCUUCUCUAAGUGGACCACAGAGCAAGUAUGUGGCUGGCUGGAGGACUAUGGACUGGGUCAGUAUGUUAAUCUGGCCCGUCAGUGGGUGGUCAGCGGUCAGACUCUACUUUCUGCCACACCACAGGAAUUUGAGAAGGAGAUGGGGAUCAAACAUCCCCUCCACAGAAAGAAGCUGCAGCUGGCUCUCAGGUCAUUUAGCAACAAGGCAAUGGAGAAAUCCUCUGAGCUCGAUCACAUCUGGGUUACACGGUGGUUGGAUGACAUUGGUCUACCUCAGUACAAAGACCAGUUCCAUGAGAGCAGGGUUGAUGGUAGAAUGCUUCAGUAUCUGACAGUGAAUGAUCUUCUGUUCCUGAAAGUCACAAGUCAGCUUCAUCAUCUCAGCAUCAAAUGUGCCAUCCACGUGCUCCAUGCGAACAAGUUCAACCCCCACUGCUUGAGACGGCGACCAGGGGACGAGAAUAAAACAUCCCCCUCAGAGGUAGUGCAGUGGUCUAACCAUCGGGUAAUGGAAUGGCUGCGCUCUGUGGACCUGGCUGAGUAUGCUCCAAACCUCAGAGGCAGUGGCGUACAUGGAGGCCUCAUAAUCCUGGAGCCCCGUUUUAACUCUGAGACCUUGGCCAUGUUGCUGAAUAUCCCUCCUCAGAAGACGCUCCUCAGACGCCAUUUAGCCACAAACUUCAAUGCUCUGGUAGGGCCCCAGGCCCAGCAAGAGAAACGGGAGUAUGCCAAUGCUAGCGGACACACGCCCCUCACCACCACUGCCAAAGUCCGGCCAAAGAAGCUUGGCUUCACAAACUUCAGCCACUUAAGGAAGAGAAGACCUGAUGAUUCCGCAGACUACAUCUGCCCAGUAGAUGUGGCCAUCUCACCUGUAUUAAACGGAAACCCUCACCGGCCCCAAGGAAGCUUUAGAGGUCUAAGCCCCAUCGUGGACAGAGACACGGAUAGACUGGAUCAGAUUGGGCCAAAGAGCUGAUCCUCCCGCUAUGCGCUCUUAGCCAGUAACACUCCUCUUCAGCCAAUAAGUCUAUGCUUGCUCCUUCACGUACACUCAAAUGGACAGCUCCACAGAAACCCCAGCCCAUGCUGCUUGAUGAAUUAGGGAUACGAUUCACAACUGAUUCAUCUGGACAUAACUUGGUUGAGAAUCAUGUGGACUUACUAGUGAGCUGUGUAAUUUGAAUUAUGUUAUUGUUAGCAUGCUGUAAACCUGAAAGCUGGUGUACAGAUUCCUUGACGAAGCAUCCAAAAUACUGAAUCAGCAAUGCUAAAUGUUUUACAUGGUAAAUAGCAACAAACAUACAAACUGCAAUUGUCUGUCUGUCUGUCUGUCUGUCUGUCUGUCUCUCUCUCUCUCUCUCUCUCUCUCUCUUUCAGAGGCUAAUGGUCAGUAAGUGUAAUUUUCCAGCUUUAAACCUUGUUAAAACGUUAAAACAAUAAAUUAAAAUAUACUUUAACAAGAAGACAAA
Molecule: messenger RNA, 3481 nt
Organism: Pygocentrus nattereri (red-bellied piranha)
Lineage: Eukaryota; Metazoa; Chordata; Actinopteri; Characiformes; Serrasalmidae
Gene: ppfibp2a
Product: PPFIA binding protein 2a
Exons: 28
Coding region: 217-2988 (923 amino acids)
Biological process (GO): neuromuscular junction development
Cellular component (GO): presynaptic active zone
Molecular function (GO): protein binding
Source: RefSeq, a predicted model, not a curated record